GUGAACAAGCUGACGUCAGUCAAGACGCAGCUGCCCUACCGGUACUACACCUUGCCGUACUGCCAGCCAGCCGUGAUUCAGGAGAGCGUGGAGAACCUUGGCGAGAUCCUGGAAGGCGACAGCAUCGAGAACAGUGCCUACGAGAUCCGGAUGCUGGAGAACGUGAGCUGCAGGAAGCUGUGCACCCAGAAACUCCCGACCGAGGAGAAGGCAAAGUUCCGCAGCAUGAUCGACGACGACUACCUGGUGAACUGGCUGGUCGACAACCUGCCCGCGGCCACGCGCUACGUCCGGCGGGGCAAGGACGGCGGGAAGAGCACCUACAUGAACGGGUUCCCCGUCGGCAUCGUCAGGAACACGAGGUACUACAUCCACAACCACGUCAAGCUGGAUCUGAAGUACCACGAGAGCCCGCACGA
Molecule: messenger RNA, 419 nt
Organism: Prorocentrum cordatum
Lineage: Eukaryota; Dinophyceae; Prorocentrales; Prorocentraceae
Source: the annotation of a GenBank genome assembly